AUGUCAGAAGAAACUGAAGAAACUAAUUUGGAAGAAAUUAUAGAUCUUAUUGAGCUUUUACUAAUUAAUGAUCCUUUAGAUGCACAAGAAUAUAUAGAAAUUGAUAAUUAUAUAAAUAUUGAGGAGGAUUUAACUACAAAUAAUAUUGUUGAUUUAGUAAAUAGACAAGAUAAGUAUGAAUUAGAAGAAGAACAGAAUGAAGUAGUAGUUAAAAUUAGUGAUGUGAUUGUGGAACUUGAUAACUU
Messenger RNA from Cetraspora pellucida, 245 nucleotides. Lineage: Eukaryota; Fungi; Glomeromycota; Glomeromycetes; Diversisporales; Gigasporaceae. The record is from the annotation of a GenBank genome assembly.